UGUGCCCCGCAGACAGACAGGCAGUUCUGAUGCUCCGAACAGUGACGAAAAGAACGCAUCAAAAAUCAGCAGAGGACAACAGACGCAGCAGAGCCGGACCGGACCGGAUCCCCGUCGGAUGGACACACCGGGAGUCCGUCUGUCCUUCCGCACUCAGACGGUAAGACACGAAGCGGCCUCACAGGCCAAAUCAUCGCGCACAAAACAGAACCAAACCCUGGAUGUCAAAAUGGACCGAGCCAGACUCGUUUGAGGACUCAACAACACAGAAUCGUGGAAGUCCACAUGUGGGCCUGAUGCUCGAUGUCCUCAGCGGCGGUGACGUCACUGCCGGUUCUGUUUGGUACUGGUCCAGGUGGUGGGCAGAGACGAAGAGAAGAUGUUUUUGAGGGAGCUGAUGGAAAACAAGACAAUCAGGAACCACUAAAGUUAUGGUUCUGGAAUUAAAAAUCCAACAAACAAACACUGCAGAGACAUAAGACAUCGGAGGACAAAAAGACAUGAAUUCGUUUUGAGAACGUUGACAUGAAGGUGGACAUACGGAGACAUUAAUUGAUUUUGAGGACACUGACAUAAAGAAGGUGGGCAUACGGAGACAUUAAUUGAUUUUGAGGACAUUGACAUGCAGAAGGUGGACAUAUGGAGACAAUUGAUUUUGAGGACACUGACAUGCAGAAGGUGGACAUAUGGAGACACUUGAUUUCGAGGACAUUGACAUGCAGAAGUUGUACAUAUGGAGACAAUUGAUUUUGAGGGCGUUGACAUGCAAACGGUGGACAUACGGAGACAUUAAUUGAUUUUGAGGACACUGACAUUAAGAAGGUGGACAUACGGAUGCAGGAUCACAGGUGAUGUUACUGGACUGUCGAGGCAAACGCCCAGGAAAUCAUGACAUCAACAGGAUGGACCCGAGUCCCUGCUGGAGCAAUCCUAAGUCUGGUUCUUCUGCUGAACCGGGUGGCGGUGGCACCCCGCCCUGACAGGCCUUUGGCUUUGGUGGAGAAUGUCAGCGCCACGGUUAACGCCACAGUAUUGGACGGUCGAAGAAAUGUUGUGCACAUGAUGAGCCGUGAUGACGGCAUCUAUGGCCAGAACUCACCCAAAAUUGACACCAAGGGGAUUGUGAUCACACCUGCACCACAUCACGGAGGAGUGGAUCGGCAGGGCUGUGACCCCAACACACGCUUCCUAGUUCCUCCACGGACAGUCCAGUGGGUGGCAUUGUUGCAGAGAGGAAAUUGUACCUUCAAAGAAAAGAUAAUGAAGGCAGCCACGUUCAACGCUACCGCCGUACUCAUCUACAAUAACUCCACCGACAAGACUGUCAAGAUGGGACACGAAGGAACUGGUGACACAGUUGCUGUGAUGAUCACAGAGGAGUAUGGUAAAGAGAUCCAGGCCCAUCUGGACAGGAACCUAACUGUCCUGGUCAACGUGGUGGUCGGACAGCGCAGCCCAAACAAGAACAUCAACCGAGGGUCGCUGGUUUUUGUAUCCAUCUCCUUCAUUGUUCUCAUGAUCAUCUCAUCUGCCUGGUUGAUUUUCUAUUUCAUCCAGAAGAUCCGCUACACAAAUGCUCGGGACCGCAGCCAGCGUCGUCUUGGUGAUGCAGCUAAAAAGGCCAUUGGGAAGCUGACUACAAGAACGGUGAAGAAAGGCGAUAAGGAAACUGAUCCGGACUUUAAUCAUUGUGCGGUGUGUAUUGAGGCCUACCAACUGAAUGAUGUGGUUCGGAUCCUGCCCUGCAAACACGUCUUCCAUAAGGUGUGCGUUGACCCGUGGCUGAAUGAGCACUGUACCUGUCCCAUGUGCAAACUGAACAUCCUCAAGGCUCUGGGCAUUGUGAACAGUCUUCCCUGUGUGGACAGUGCGGUGUUGGAUGUGGACCAUUUGGGUGUCAGGCAGCCAUCCAGCAUCCAGAGGGCGCCGCUGAGUGACAGCAGCCAAACGUCCAUCAGUCUGGAGCCUCUAAGCCCCCGCCACCCUGAGGCCACGCCCAGGGCACCACCUGACAUCAGCGUUGCUGUGACGAGCGCCGGUCACUUCUUCACCAGGAACUCCUCGUCUCCUCGCAGUGUUGUCUGUGAGAUGGAGCUUCAGAACAUCCAGGCCUCGCUCGACCUCUAUGACGACAACAAGUCCUGAGGGUCCCGCUGGCACCCCGGCGCGAAGGGGGCGGAGGCUAACAACACUUCAUUUAUCUUUAGAUACUUUGGUGAUGGUGGUGGGCUCAGGCAACAUUUCAACAUUUAAUCACUCAGAAACUAACCGAGAAACCAAAACAUCACGGUCACUGGUCCGAAGAUCCUCUGAAGCUCUGAAGAAGGUUCUUAGUCCUUAGACAAGGUACCUGAUGAGCUUCAGUGUGAGGUGCUGGUUCCUAAAAUGGGUUGAAAUUUCUGCUAUAGGAGAGGCAGCAGAGAGGUCCUCACAGCUCUGAGGAUUUGUACCCAGAAAGAACCAGUGUGACUGGCUGGAAGCAGGACCUCGGGAUCCAGAUUUGAAGAGGUUCUGCCUGCAGGUAGAGGGACUUUGGUUGUUCAGUCUCAGGUCCGAUUUGUGUGGAAGUUUGUCAGAAUCCAUCCAAGCCUUCGGUGUGGAGGAGAUGAACUCCAUGUUCCCUGACUGGAGAGUGGGCUUGUUCCAAACAGCUGACGAUGAGGUCCAAUGUCAGACACGGUCAGUGAUGCAUUCACAGUCAGCUGGGAAAAAUCUGAAUUCAUAGUUUUUGUCAUCAGUGCAGGAGGGUGGAGCCAUACCCACUGUGGGUGUGGCAUGGAUUUUUGCUGCUGUCCAAUCAUAGACGUGUGUACAGGACACAGGAAAUAAUCAUGCUUGUUAGCUACAUGCUAGUUUCUCAAAAUAACAAUAAUGUGUUUGUUUUUUAGACAUUAGAAACAUUGAGCAAGUGUUUGCUUUCUGACAGUGGACAUGUCUACAUGGCCGGAGUUUGGUGUUAAGAUUUAUUUUGUACUGACAUCACAAAGCAGUCUCAAAUCAAACACUGUGUUUUGAUUGGUUCAUUUGUUCAUCUCAGGGACGAAGAAGAUCUGAGGAACCAAUCGGAUGUCAGGAAAACUGUUAGGAAAACUCUGUCAGUGACAAAAGCCGUUAGAUGACUUCAGUGUAGAACUGAAUCAGCUGUAGUCCGGUUUAGACAGGACAAUGGAAAAGGUUCUUUAGUCUUCAAAGCCAGAUGAUGAUGAUUUCGGUGCACUCAGUGUGUCUGUCAAACGAUGAUGGAGGUUCUCAAUCAUCCAGGGUGAAGAUGUCUAGAAGUUUCCUCUGACUGACAUCUGAGUGAUGAAACUGUCAUGAAGACUAAACCAGAUGUCCAGUGGAAAAAAGUCAGUCUUCAACAAAAACAAGUUGUAACAUUUUAAAGUCAUCUCCGGAGGACUGUAGGCUGAGGACACCCUGAAGGACUGUCUGAGACCUGGAUGAUGGGGACAAGACCACC
Messenger RNA from Thalassophryne amazonica, 3460 nucleotides. RefSeq names its product ring finger protein 130 (gene rnf130). NCBI's taxonomy places the organism in Eukaryota, Metazoa, Chordata, Actinopteri, Batrachoidiformes, Batrachoididae. The transcript has 10 exons. The coding region runs from base 889 to 2145 and encodes 418 amino acids. The record is from RefSeq and is a predicted model, not a curated record.